This is a messenger RNA of Sphaeramia orbicularis (orbiculate cardinalfish), 1760 nucleotides long. It is a transcript of the gene cstf1, whose product is annotated as cleavage stimulation factor, 3' pre-RNA, subunit 1. Gene Ontology annotation, cellular component: mRNA cleavage stimulating factor complex. The transcript is spliced from 6 exons. Gene Ontology annotation, molecular function: protein binding; RNA binding. Bases 123 to 1418 code for a protein of 431 amino acids. The record is from RefSeq and is a predicted model, not a curated record. Lineage: Eukaryota; Metazoa; Chordata; Actinopteri; Kurtiformes; Apogonidae. Gene Ontology annotation, biological process: mRNA 3'-end processing.
GACGCAAAGCACGUACAACGUCACGGACGUAUGCGUUUGCGUCCAGAAGCGCCAUUGGAACUUUGAACAGGCCUGCUUAGUUGUGUUUGUGAAGGUUGUGGUCCUGGAGGCACUGAGCCAACAUGUUUCGUCCCAAACCGACACUGAAGGACCGACAACACCUGUACAGACUCAUCAUCAGCCAGCUGCUCUAUGAUGGAUACACCACCAUCGCCAACAGCCUUAUCAAUGAGGUCAAACCGCAGACCGUUGUGUCGCCUUCAGAGCAGCUGAUGCAGCUGGCAAAGAUUGGGAUGGAGAAUGAUGACAGCGCUGUUCAGUACGCCAUCGGACGUUCGGAUACAGUGGCACCUGGAGUGGGAAUUGAUCUGGAAUUUGACGCUGACGUCCAGACCAUGUCUCCAGAGGCGUCCGAGUAUGAAACCUGCUACGUGACGUCACACAAAGGUCCGUGCCGCGUUGCCACUUACAGUCGUGACGGCCAGCUGAUCGCCACAGGCUCUGCUGACGCCUCCAUCAAGAUCCUGGACACUGAGCGCAUGCUGGCCAAGAGCGCCAUGCCCAUAGAGGUAAUGAUGAAUGAGACAGCGCAGCAGAACAUGGAGAAUCACCCUGUGAUCCGGACGCUGUACGACCACGUGGAUGAGGUCACCUGCCUGGCCUUCCAUCCCACUGAACAGAUCCUCGCCUCCGGCUCUAGAGACUACACGCUCAAACUUUUCGAUUACUCCAAACCCUCUGCAAAACGUGCAUUUAAAUAUAUACAGGAAGCGGAAAUGCUGCGCUCCAUCUCCUUCCACCCAUCAGGUGACUUCCUGCUGGUGGGGACGCAGCAUCCCACGCUGCGCCUCUACGACGUCAACACCUUCCAGUGCUUCGUGUCCUGCAACCCGCUGGACCAGCACACGGACACCAUCAGCGGCGUCAGCUACAACCCCAGCGCCAACAGCUACGUCACCUGCAGCAAAGACGGCAGCAUCAAACUGUGGGACGGCGUCUCCAACCGCUGCGUGUCCACCUUCGAUAAGGCCCACGACGGAGCUGAGGUCUGCUCAGCCAUCUUCUCCAAGAACUCCAAGUACAUCCUGUCCAGUGGCAAAGACUCUGUGGUCAAACUGUGGGAGAUCUCUACAGGAAGGACGCUGGUCAAGUACACAGGUGCGGGUCUGAGCGGCCGACAGAUGCAUCGUACUCAGGGCGUGUUCAACCACACCGAGGACUACGUUCUGCUGCCUGACGAGCGGACCAUCAGCCUCUGCUGCUGGGACUCACGCACGGCCGAGAGGAAAAACCUGCUGUCACUGGGACACAAUAACAUCGUCCGCUGCAUCGUCCACUCGCCCACCAACCCCGGCUUCAUGACCUGCAGCGACGACUUCAGGGCCCGGUUCUGGUACCGUCGCACCACCACAGACUGAAAACACUCAAACUAGACCAGAUCCAGGACUCUCUGACUCUUCUGUUGCCUUUAACACCCCCCACAAAGAAGGUCACCUCUGCUGUUGGUUUUCAGUUGAAAUUGUAGUGGAAUUAGAGCGAGGAAAUGGAGGGAACUGUUGCUCCAGUAAAUGAAGCCAAGAGUACGUCUAGUUCAACUAAAUGUUUGACCUUUGACAUUCCUCUUUACUUGGAAAGUUCAGCUGUAACACCCUCACAUUUCUCAGAUUUGUCCGAUUUGUCUUUUUCACUUUUAUAUUUUGUCCAUGCCCUUUUUUUCGUUGUAAUUCAGUCAUUCAUAAUAAACAUUUAAGGGGAAGUUU